AUGGGCAUGCCGACGGUUGGGUACAGAAGUGCCAAGUUCAAUCCCAUGGAAUGGCAGGAAGGAAAUUAUGCCAGAUUCUACCAAUCAUUUGCCGGCCGAAAUGAGUUAGGACAAUUACAGACUGACAUCAAUGCAAUCGUAAAAGAAACAAAAGACAAAACAAGCCAGAUGCAGGCCAUGAACACCAAGAGACUGGUCGAUCGAGUUCGAGACAUCGAUGGGUGGAAGAGGGAAUUGCACAGCAUCAUUAAGGAUAUGACUGAAGAAACCGAGUUACUCUUCUCCCAGAAGAAUAGAGUGGAAGCUGCACUGAGAGCAUUGGAGAUACCCCACCACAUUGCACUUGAUAAUUUGAACUGCAGACAGAAGAGACAAGGUAUUGAUUUGGUUCAGGAUGAUGUUGAAUUGGCUCUGCUAAAGGAGAUAGAAACGAUAAGUGGGGCUGAAGAGCUGUUGAGGAGAACAACACAAGAAGUUGAGAUACAAUUGAAACGUAACAGAGACCAGAAGCAGAAUUUGGAAUUCGAUUGGAGUGACAAAAAGGAAUCAAAGGAGUUGGAUGAGUUCUGUGCCAGGCUGAGGAGCGAGCAUACCAGCAAACAGUACUAUCACGGAACCGCAAGACUUCAAGAAAUACAGUCAACUCCAGAAUCUUGGGCUCAGUUCACGCACGACAACAUUGAGAGAGCAGAACAGGAAAGACUGGCGUCCAUUCAACUGCGGAAAUUGAUUGACAGCAUCAUUCAUGACGUAUCGUCCGAUGUGAAACGUCAGUGUGGCGUCACUGAUGAUAGCUUCAGGAGGAGAGUUGCCCAAUUGGAGGGGUGCAAGAACCAGCUUGAAGAUGAAAUCAACAAGGUGGUGUGUGACUCGAUAGAUGACGCCGAGAAGACGAUAUCAGGUUUGAAGGGCAUGCUGAAGGACAUAGAGGAACCCAUGAAGGUGGCACAGACCAGACUGCACAAUAGGGAGUUUAGACCAAGGGUUGAACUUUGCAGAGACCCAGCUCAAUUCGGACUAAUCGAAGAGGUGAAAGAGUUGAGCACAUCUAACGACGAACUGUACAGAAAACUGGAGGAGACGGAGAACUACUUGAAACUCCUGCAAGAUCAACGCAUUGCACUGGAGAAGGAUCUGAUGAUCAAGAAGAACAGCAUCUUCAUUGACAAGGAGAAGUGCAUGCCCAGAAGAGCCACGCGCGCUCCCAGCAUCUCAAAAUUGCAAGGAUAUUGA
Molecule: messenger RNA, 1233 nt
Organism: Helobdella robusta
Lineage: Eukaryota; Metazoa; Annelida; Clitellata; Rhynchobdellida; Glossiphoniidae
Exons: 9
Coding region: 1-1233 (410 amino acids)
Biological process (GO): cilium assembly; cilium movement involved in cell motility
Cellular component (GO): microtubule cytoskeleton; nucleus
Source: RefSeq, a predicted model, not a curated record